GGCUAUUUCUGGGGAGAAUGGAACAAACUCAAGAGACAUGGCUCCUGCUCUGGAGAAUGAAACAAACUUGAGUAGUUGUUGUCGACCAAGAGAUGUGGAAGAAGGGCUAAAUGAUCUUCAAUUGGAGGACGGUACUAUACAAGAUGGUAUGGUCACUGCUGUGGAGAAUGGAACAAACGUGAGAGACAUGGCUACUACUAUGGAGAAUGAAACUAACUCGAGUAGUCCUCGUUGUUCAAGAGAUGUGGAAGAAGGGCUAGAUGAUCAUCAAUUAGAUGUGUCAAUUCCCUCCCAUUGGCGGGUGACAAAUGAGUAGGGUAUUAUAAUUACUACAGCUCUACAUGAGGCUCUAAGGAAUGGGCACCAGGACGUGGCACGGUACUUAUUAGGAUUAAAACCUGAAAUGGCAGUCUUUGGAUAAUUUUGCUGGAGAGAGCCCACUUUUUUGGCUGCAGAGUCUCGUUGCGAGCUAUUUAUGUCGGAUAUUUUAUUAUCAGAAUGGCCAUACAGCACAAAAGGCCCCGACGGACUGAAUGCGAUGCAUGCUUCACGAGAUUAUUGUGGUGAAAUUGUUUCUUUACUAAUACGAGAAAACCCGGAUCUAAUGAGACAAUUGGACAACCGCGGAAAGGCAGCCAUUCACCAUGCAGUAGAAGCACAUUGUUGGGUUAUCCUUUUUCGAAUGUUGCACGCCGACGCUUCCAUGGCCCUUUUUCCCGAUGCCGAUGGUUACACCCCUCUCCUUAGAGCAGCGAGUGGAGGGAAUUGGGAAUUUUGUAAGUGGAUACUCAUGAGAUGUCCAGAAUCAAUCGAGGCACGCAAUCAUCAAGGUCAAAACGCACUUCAUCUUGGCAAAGUGGAGCUGUCCGGUGCCGGCCAAUACAUUCCAGAAAUGUGGGAGCUUCUUAAUGUAGGUGAUGAUGAAGGAAACACGCCUUUGCAUCUGGCAGUAAAAGAAAAUCAAUAUGAGAAGGCUUUGUUAUUAACUUCUUCGGCUUCAAUUGAUUUGGGAGCUGUCAACAACCAAGGUCUUACAGCCUUAGACCUUUGCGAGUCAGAUUGUGAGCAUUAUACCACAAAGGUACAAGCUUUUCAUUCAAAAAGUUUAGAGUCACCGCACCAAAGUGCGGUGCACGGCCACCGCACGCCGUGUGAGACCCACUCCUGACCUUGCACUGA
Rhododendron vialii is the source of this 1179-nucleotide messenger RNA. RefSeq names its product ankyrin repeat-containing protein At5g02620-like. Lineage: Eukaryota; Viridiplantae; Streptophyta; Magnoliopsida; Ericales; Ericaceae. Gene Ontology annotation, molecular function: protein binding. The transcript has 2 exons. The coding region runs from base 476 to 1168 and encodes 230 amino acids. The record is from RefSeq and is a predicted model, not a curated record.